Ipomoea triloba (trilobed morning glory) is the source of this 1974-nucleotide messenger RNA. RefSeq lists its product as uncharacterized. Lineage: Eukaryota; Viridiplantae; Streptophyta; Magnoliopsida; Solanales; Convolvulaceae. The record is from RefSeq and is a predicted model, not a curated record. The coding region runs from base 551 to 1768 and encodes 405 amino acids. The transcript is spliced from 2 exons.
CUUUCAAUCCUUUCCAAACCCCUCCUUCCCUUGUCCACUAUCCCCUGUCUUUCUACUUUCUUCCUUUCUUUGUUACCCUUUUUAUGACUCUCCAUUUCCCCCCUUCUCCCUGACAGCAUCUUCUCUUCUUUCAUUCCCAUUCCCUCCAUGGAUCCCAGAUUUUUUGUUCGUCUUUCAUUAAUUCCAUUAAAUGUUGUUUAAGGAAAUUUUGGUCUCAUUAAUUAUGGUCUUUCCGCUUUCGUCUUCCUUUUCUGAAAAGGAAAAUCGAGUCCACAUGUGGAGUUUGAUGAUUAAAGCACUACUAUAAGUCUAUAAUUCUAUAAUUCCGUGCUCUGUUCAUCACAGAGAGAGAGAAGAAGAACCUUCGACCUCUUUAUCGAUCGGAGUGAUUCUUUUCUUAAUCUCUGCAAUGGAUGAACAGUUAUCUUUGUAUUCUCAAUUUCCCCAUUUUUAAUUUCCUUGAUUUUCGCUAAUCAAUUUACUUAAAUUUAAAAAUCCGAUCUUUCUUUCUUUCUUCCAUUUCUGGCUUUUUUUUUUUUGUGAAGAAAUAAUGGGGUGUGCGAGUUCGAAGCAGAGAGUGUGCCGGAAAUGCCAAUCGGCGUAUUCUCCGGUGCGGCGGAGUCACUCGAUGCACUGGCAUCACGUGCCGCCGUUGAAUGACGUGGAAAGUGAUCACGUGGUGGCUCUCACUUCCUCCACCCUUGGAUCUUUGUUGCUGGAUCCUCUGAAUCAGAAUUCCGGCGAAGAACACGACGGGAUUACCGUCCAGGCCCGUGAAGAAGCCCCGUUUGAUACUGUAAAGACGGAAGCGAUGACGUGGUCUCAGAUGAUCGAUAAGAAGAUCGCUAGAACUCCGGCCGGCGAGCCGGAGACGAUUAAUGCGUGGGAGUUGAUGGAGGAUCUUGAAGAUAUUACUCCUCUGAAGCCUUGUAGCCGCCAUGGCCGUAGCUUUUCCUUCCAUGUUUCUCCCAAUCCGAUGUUUUAUCAUCCCCCCGUUCUGACAACGAAAGACGACACAGAAGCUUCCUCGAAGCAACAAUGGUCGGAGGUCGCCGAUAACGAGUCAAAUUCGACGUCGGCUUCAUCCGUCGGCUUCGCAUCGGAGUUUGACCCAGAAGUGAUCGCAACUUUCAGAAAAACGCUCGCCGAGCUCCCGCCGGCCACUCCGUUCCGUCUCAAACCACUAGUUCCCGACACCAUUGAUAACGGCGAAGUGAUCACCCUACACUAUGCUUCCGAGGACGCGAAAUCACCUGAGAGCGGUAAAAACAGAGUGAUCGUCUACUUCACCAGCCUCCGUGGAGUGAGGAGGACGUACGAGGAUUGUUGCUACGUACGAACAAUUCUACAGGGACUAGGAGUCAAAGUUGACGACAGGGACGUGUCAAUGCACUCCGGCUUCAAAGACGAGCUAAAAGAGCUUUUAGGCGAAUCCUACAACGCCGGCGGCCUGCCCAGAGUGUUCGUCGGAAAAAAUUACAUCGGCGGAGCGGACGAAAUCCGGCGAAUGCACGAGGACGGGCAGCUGGAGAAGCUCGUCGAAUUCUGCGAAACGGCGGCCGAAACCGCCGCCGCCGGCGGCGGAAUAAGCGGCGGUUGCGAGGCAUGUGGCGAUAUAAGGUUUGUGCCAUGUGAGACAUGUUCAGGGAGCUGUAAAAUCUACUGUGAAGGUGGCAAUGGUGAAGAAGAGCAACAAGAGUUUGGGUUUCAACGCUGCCCAGAUUGCAAUGAAAAUGGACUGAUUAGAUGUCCAAUUUGUUGCGAUUAAUGUUAACCAACAACGCUAUUUUUUCCGAAUUACAUGGAGUUUUGUUGGUUGUCUGUAUGUUGUGCAGAAGUUUUGAAAUGUUAAUUACAAAGAUUUAUGAAUUGAAACAAGUUUAAUUACAGGUAUAAAUGUACUAUACUAAAUACCAUCAAUGCACCAUUUUCUGAUUAGUAGCAAUGUAACAUGUAUCUAUUGUGUGUGUGUCA